GGCGCUCUUGCCCGGCAAAGGUGACGGGGAUGGGCGCGCCUCCCCCGCGACGGCCCCCACCCCCAUUCGCGGGUUUCCGGAGCUCCGGCCGCCCACCCGCCAGCCGGGCUGGGCUGCCGAGGGGAGACGGCAGCCGGCCGGCCGGCGCGCCUGGGUCUCGGUUGCAGGGACCGCCCGAGGCUGCUCUAGGUGGGGGAGACUGCGGGGCUCACCUGGAGGUGCCACCGUCUGAGCGCCCCUGCCCUGGCCGGGCACCCCCUUGCCUGCUCGCUCUGGGGGCGGCUGCAGCACCGGGUGGUAGAGAAGCCCCCGCUGGCGCUACGUGCGGGAGGCUCCGUAAAGCCGGCUGGAUGGACAGGCUCCAGUUUUGCACGAACUACCUGAAAGAUGGAAUCUUUUUUUGAAAACGGAAGAAACAACUGUUGGUUACUUGAUUUUUGUGUUAAAAACUGUUUACCUCUCCUUACCUAAAAAUAAAUGAUUCACUGCCAAAAAUAAGUGUUUCCUUUUUUUUUUUUUUUUUUCUUGUGAACCUCCCCUUUGGCUUUUCUCCUUUAAGCUUGUUGCCAUAACCCUCUUGAUAAAACAGAAUUGCACAUAGGCAUUGCAGAGGCAGUUGUUUUAAGGUACAGUAAUUGUUUUACGGCGUUUGGAAGUGGCGCACUUAUAACUUGAUGGUGUAGAAUCAGUGCUUGGUUAGGAAAUGACCUUGCAAUUUACAAAAUGGACACCUCUGUGCCUUGGUUUCCUUAUAUGUAAAUGGAGACUACCCAUUUAUGUCAUUGAGUAGUAUGCAUAAAUUCAAUAAAGAUGUUUUUGUAAUGCUUUUAAAUUUUUAGAUAUUUUAACUGAUGGAUAAUGAAAAUAUUUCAGGGUAAAAUACAAGAUAAAAACGUCAUUAGAAUAUCACCUGGCGUGUUAGAAUGGCUGAUUUAUAUUGAAUUUUGCCUUGGAGAUAUAGGGCUAUAAAUUGAAAAAUGUUUCUCAUCCAUAAAGAGUUUUUAAUGAUUGCAAAUUUAAUAGGUAUUGUAGUUAGUACCUAUAUGUAGAUAUAACUAUGAAUAUAGUUCAUAUUCAUGAAAAAAGUUAUAUGACUUGAUAAUAAACAAGUAGAAUCUUGAAUUCAGUUUGUAAAAAUAAAAUUUUUUUCCUAAAAAACAUUAAGGCUUUUUUAAUUGAAAAAUUUACAGAUGACAUGAUCCGAAAUACAUUUACACCUUACAUUUGUAAGGUGUGGUAUGGAGUUUUGUUUAGGUUUAUAAAUAAUUCCAUAUUCAGAUGCAGUGAAUUAAUGUUGUAUAAUACUAUAUUACACUUUUUUUUUUCAUUUUCAGAAUAGUUUAAGGUAUCCAUUUCCAAGUGUUUGGUUUUCAUUAUCACAGAGAUAGUAAUAGUAACUUUUGAUCUCCUUAUUGGAAUAUUAUUAACUCAGUUAAUUUUCAUAGCAAAAGUUACUAUUAAAAUAUAUUAUUAGAACUUUUACCAAAGCUGUAUUUUUGGUUACUUUGUGGGGAAGCUUCAUAUAGAUGAUGAGUUUAUUCAAACGUCUUUAAAAUUACUAAUGUGUAGCUUCUUUUUUUGAGAAUGAAUUUGAUUAAAUUUUUAAUGUUUUCUCAAAUGAUCACCUUAAAAUUCAGCUGUAAUUUUCACUUGGGUAAAUACAGUUAAUUAAAGGUUUUUCUAAGAUUCUUGAGGACAGAAACUAUCCUGAAUCUUACUGUCAAAAAUCUAAAAUGGCUAGCAUAGUGUUUAGCAAAUAGUAGGGCCUCAUUUUUGUUGUUAUGAGACAAAUAGAAUGAGUGAAGAAUAUCCAUUUAUUUAGUGGAUUGAAUAGAAAUUUUUAAAAACACAUUUAUGAAUAAAUUUUAAAUCAUGAAAUACAGCUUUCUUUCAGGAGAAAAGAGAAAAAUGCUUUGGAGUUUCUUUGAACUUUUUUUACCUGCUCAAUUAGAAUUCCUUUAUUCCCAUUUUUUGGAAGAGUACUAAAUAUCUGUAUACAAUAAUGUGAGGGAUUGUCAACCUUUCAUUCAUAAAAUGAUUAAUUUUCUUACCUCUUCUAGGUCACUUCAUGAAAAUAUGCAUUAAAGGUUUUUUGUUGUUUUUCCUAAAUUAGAUAAGUAUAGAAAUGUUUUGGUUCUUUUUUGCUUACUUCAGUUUUCCAGUGAAAUAUUAUUAAAAUGAUGUAUGUUAAUUAUCUCCUGUGAGAAAUGUGCCUGAAUACCAAGUUUUAAAAAUAAGUGACCCUGAGGUAGAGCUUUUUAUGAAGUGAAGAAUCUUUGAAUUUUUAAUUUAUCACAUUCAGUUUAUAAUUUUGAGUCUUUGUGUAUUGCUGUUUCCUAAUUUAGUAUUUUUAGAUCUUUAUUUUAAUUUAGAUUUUUAUUUUAAAAUUUGUAAAAUAGUUUGGAAUUGGGAACUUCCUCAAAAACAAUAUUCUUGGUGGUUAGAUUUGCAGGCAGCCCACCA
Mustela erminea (ermine) is the source of this 2463-nucleotide messenger RNA. Its product is annotated as programmed cell death protein 7-like. Bases 30 to 404 code for a protein of 124 amino acids. NCBI's taxonomy places the organism in Eukaryota, Metazoa, Chordata, Mammalia, Carnivora, Mustelidae. The transcript has 2 exons. The record is from RefSeq and is a predicted model, not a curated record.